CAUAAUCCUGAGGGAACGGUCGCUUGAUGCGCCCCGAGCCCAAUUUGCCCUCCGCGAAGUAGGGAGGGAGACAAGAAGAGAAAUCGAGGAAGACGAGAGCCCAAAACCUAGAACCUAAUCCUUCAAGAUCGAUCGAAGAAGGCGAAGAUGCCGGAGGUGCGGAUCGUGGCGAAGAAUUUUAUGGACAUGGUGGCGGCGCUGCCGGCCAUGAAGCUCGACAAGCUCUACAGCAGCACCUUCAUCUGCGAAGCCGUCCUCAGGUGAACAUCAAACUGAGUCUGAUGUUCUUUUGUGCCAAGGUCUUUGCCUCCUCUGGCUAAGAAGUAUGUUUUGCAAAUGCUAUUCGUUGAUUCCCCAGUAACAGCCAAGUCAAUGGAAGAAUGGCUCCUUGCUGAUGGAUAUUCCAAGCACAAAGUGGCGAUUGAUCGGUUACUUCAGCUGAGAAUCUUCCUUGAAGUCAAUGAUAGAAAAAAGGAGACUAGUUACAAGAUGAACACGAAGUUCCAGAGUAAUAUGCAAAAAUAUUUGGUGUUUGGUGGAACUUUACCGAGAGAGCCGAUGCCCUUAAGUGUCACUGUGAGAUUGCCAACAUUGGAAGAUUUAGAGGUCUACGCUCUAGAACAAUGGGAGUGCUUCUUGUUGCAACUUAUAAACUCAGCUCAAGCGGAAAGAUCAACAAGCUUCAGUUCAUCUAUGAUGAGAGUUUUCCAGCGAGGACUUUUGAGUGCAAGGGAAAAUGGAGCUCCAAAGCUAACAGAGAAUGGCUUCCAGUUCCUUCUGAUGGAUACAAAUGCCCAACUUUGGUACAUAAUAAGAGAAUAUAUCUCUUCCUCUGAGGAUCGUGGAGUGGAUCCGACGGAUUUAAUAUCCUUUCUCCUUGAGCUUAGUUUUCAUACCCUUGGAGAGGCAUAUAAUUUAAAUACCCUAACUGAUGUUCAAAAACAUGCUAUCAAAGACCUUGCGGACCUGGGAUUAAUCAAACUUCAACAGGGCAGAAAGGAAAGUUGGUUCAUACCUACUAAGUUGGCUACUAAUCUUUCAGUGAGCCUAUCAGAUUCAUCAUCACGUAAAGAGGGUUUUGUAGUAGUGGAGACAAACUUCAGGAUGUAUGCCUAUUCGUCAUCCAAAUUACAUUGUGAGAUUCUACGCCUCUUUUCAAGGAUUGAAUAUCAACUUCCUAACCUGAUUGUUGGAGCUAUAACAAAAGAAAGUCUCUAUAAUGCGUUCGAGAAUGGCAUUACUGCAGAGCAGAUUAUUUCUUUCCUUCAGCAGAACGUGCAUCCUCGAGUUGCAACGAAGACACCGGUGAUUCCAGAGAAUGUCACAGAUCAGAUUAGACUGUGGGAAACUGAUCGAAAUAGGGUUGAGAUUAUUCCUUCACAUCUUUAUGAAGAUUUUCCAUCAAAGGAGAUCUUUGAAGCAGUAUGCGACUUUGCAAGGGAGAUUGGUGGAUUGCUGUGGGAAGAUUCAAAGAAGAUGAGGUUAAUUGUCCGGGGAGAAUACCACCAACACAUGCGAGAUUUUCUCCGUCAUCAAAAGUAAAGAUGCAUUUCCUGCCUUCUGUGAAGGAAUUUGUUGAGAAGCCCAUCAACAGAACUUUUGGUGGAAAGUAAAUUAGUUUAUAAGAUUGAGAACUGUUGUACUGACAUGUUUAAGAGCAGCUUAUGAUCAUUGUUCAGAUCUGUGAAUCCAUUAUCUGUCGAGCAAGGGAUGUAUUCUUCCUCUAUGUUUAUUUUCAUGUAUUAUGACAAUCUGUAUGCAUGCAUCAUGCCAUGUCAUGAUGAUUUUUUGUCUACCACUACUCU
Phoenix dactylifera (date palm) is the source of this 1805-nucleotide messenger RNA. RefSeq names its product transcription factor-like protein. Gene Ontology annotation, cellular component: transcription factor TFIIH holo complex; transcription factor TFIIH core complex. NCBI's taxonomy places the organism in Eukaryota, Viridiplantae, Streptophyta, Magnoliopsida, Arecales, Arecaceae. The record is from RefSeq and is a predicted model, not a curated record. Gene Ontology annotation, biological process: nucleotide-excision repair. Gene Ontology annotation, molecular function: ATPase activator activity; double-stranded DNA binding.